This is a messenger RNA of Sitophilus oryzae (rice weevil), 1286 nucleotides long. Its product is annotated as polycystic kidney disease 2-like 1 protein. The transcript is spliced from 7 exons. Gene Ontology annotation, cellular component: membrane. The record is from RefSeq and is a predicted model, not a curated record. Gene Ontology annotation, molecular function: calcium ion binding; calcium channel activity. Bases 6 to 1286 code for a protein of 426 amino acids. NCBI's taxonomy places the organism in Eukaryota, Metazoa, Arthropoda, Insecta, Coleoptera, Curculionidae. Gene Ontology annotation, biological process: detection of mechanical stimulus.
UAAAUAUGUUUUAUUUAAAGAAAUAUAAAUGGCUAGAUCUGAAAACCAGAGCCGUCUUCAUAGAAUUUCUCACUUACAAUCCUAACUGUAACUUAUUCAAUACUGUACAGGUUGUUUUUGAAAUUGGAGCAUCUGGCUACGUCAAUUACAGGUUUGAGAUUCAAACAAGAAGGUUACUUAUUGUUGAGAGCGAUUUUAGAGGCACCCAAGUUGUGUUUGUGUGUUUCGGUUUGGUUCUCCUUCUGCUUACGAUUCGAGUGAUUUAUAAGAUGAUCAAGAAAGGUAAAACGUUCUUUUCAGACGCCUUGGAACUGUUUGAUGUGAUCAUAGUUCUCUUAAGUAUAGCCUCGAUAUAUUUAUUCAUCAAUCGGAUAGCACAGUUAAACAUUUAUCUGACAAAACUGUCGGAAUCGAAGAACAACGAGUUUGUCAAUUAUUUUCAUUUAUUUGUGGCAGACAACACUUUUACAGCACUUAGUGCCAGCCUAGUGUUUUUAGCUACCUUUAGACUGUGGAAAUUAUUAAGAUUUAUGAAAAUAGUUAAGGUAAUGGAAAAAACAUUGUACCAUUCGUCAGGACCACUAUUGGCGGCUCUACUAUAUCACUCAACUUUUAUGGUAGCUUUAUCCGUAAUUGCUACGUCGUUCUUUGGAUCGGAAUCAGAAUAUUUCCGCAACUUUUACAAGAGUAUGACCACAUUGUUGCUGCUCAGCAUGAACCUAAUCGACGAUUUUCCUAUGCACCCGUUCGAGCAACAUAAAUUGGGUUCAGCCUUUUUCGUUCUAUUCGCUUUGCUGUCCAUAUAUUUCAUCAAUGUCUACAUCGUCAUCAUCACCUACUAUUAUUCCCAAGCUAAGACAUUCUACUGCAACGAAAAAAGAAUGGUUCAAGAGUACCUGAAAAACAAAUGGAUUUAUUACACGACUUUGUUGAAGGUGCGCUUGACUCAACUCAGAGGAGGACAAGAUAUUCCAGAAAAUCUUAUUCAGUCAAUAUCAGUAGAUCGCUACAACGAUUUAUGUAUAGUGGCGAAAAAUAGAAUGAAAGCUAUGGCUUUGAUAUCAAAAUGCGUUUUGAGAAACGAAGAAAAAUCUAGGACUAUGACUGAAGAAGAUUAUGAGCUUAUUUCAGAAGUGAUAUGGCAGUUGUUUAGAAAAGACACGGACGAAAAAGAACUGUUCUUCAAAUGUGAGGAAGAGGAAACUGUAAAGUUUGUCGAUGAUCGAAAAAUAGAAAAAGAUCCGCUAGUAUAUGCGAGGAUCUUGCUAGAAAUGGGGAGGAUAUGA